Leucoraja erinaceus (little skate) is the source of this 4047-nucleotide messenger RNA. It is a transcript of the gene chpt1, whose product is annotated as choline phosphotransferase 1. The coding region runs from base 52 to 1209 and encodes 385 amino acids. The record is from RefSeq and is a predicted model, not a curated record. Gene Ontology annotation, biological process: phosphatidylethanolamine biosynthetic process. The transcript is spliced from 8 exons. Gene Ontology annotation, molecular function: diacylglycerol cholinephosphotransferase activity; ethanolaminephosphotransferase activity. NCBI's taxonomy places the organism in Eukaryota, Metazoa, Chordata, Chondrichthyes, Rajiformes, Rajidae. Gene Ontology annotation, cellular component: Golgi apparatus; endoplasmic reticulum membrane.
CCCCCGUGGGCCUGGCCUUCUUUGGCUGUGACUGUGAGACGAGACGCGGCGAUGGGAACGCGUUUGCUGCGGCCGCUGAGCGAGGCGCAGCUGAAGCGGUUGGAGGACCACCGGUACCGCGCGGCCGGCCGCUCGCUGUUCGAGCCGGCGCUGCAGCUCUACUGGUGCUGGCUGCUGAACCUGGUGCCCGCCUGGCUGGCGCCCAACGCCAUCACCCUGCUUGGCCUCGCCACCAACCUGCUCAGCACCCUGUUGCUCGUCUACCACUGCCCCGGCGGCACCGAGCAGGCACCGGGGUAUGUAUAUAUGCUGUGCGGUCUCGGAUUAUUUAUUUACCAGUCGUUGGAUGCCCUUGAUGGGAAGCAGGCUCGAAGGACCAACACUUGCUCUCCACUUGGGGAACUGUUUGACCAUGGUUGUGAUUCUUUUUCUACAGUUGUGGUCGGUUUGGGAACCUGCCUGGCCACUCGCUUGGGAACCGAUUCUGACCUGAUGUUCUUCUCCUGCUUUAUCGGGCUGUUCCUCUUCUACUGCGCCCACUGGCAAACGUAUGUCUCAGGCUCCCUGCGGUUUGCAAAAGUUGAUGUAACUGAAGUUCAAAUCUGCAUAAUGCUCAUCUUUUUCUUGUCUGCCAUUGGAGGAGCAACACUGUGGGACAACGUGAUUCCAGUAUUAGGAAUACGGAUGAAAAUACUUCCAGUGUUUGGGAUAAUCGCUGGCGCGAUCUAUUCAUGUAUCAAUUACUUCCAAGUCAUCUUUACUGGCGGCAUGGGGAAAAAUGGCUCCACAAUAGCGGGAACCAGCGUUCUCUCACCAGCCUUGCACAUCGGGCUUGUUAUAGUAAUGGCCACAAUGAUCUACAAGAAAUCCACUACACAUUUGUUUGAGGAACACCCUUGUCUCUAUGUCCUGGCAUUCGGAUGCGUGGCUUCAAAAGUCACAAACAAAUUGGUGGUGGCACACAUAACCAAAAGCAAGAUGAAGCUACAAGACACGGCAUUCAUCGGACCUGCACUGCUCUUCUUCAAUCAGUACUUCAAUAGCUUUAUUAAUGAGUAUUAUGUACUGUGGGUAGCAAUGAUCCUGUCUCUGUGCGACCUGCUGCUUUACUGCACGACCGUCUGCAUUCAGAUUGCGGCACACCUGCGCAUUGAGGUCCUCCGCAUCCCCCUGCAAGCAGCAGAGCAGAAGCAGAGCCACAACGAGUGACAAUUUGUCCAGCAGGAGGAGGGAGGAGCGGCGAGGGACCACCAGAACAAUGCCACCACGACCAAACACUAACCCCACACCUCCUCGUUAAUCAUGUGUAAUUACAAUUUAAAUGAUCUCAAUGUUUUGAUAAUGAAUGGGAAGGAACCGCCUAACCUCCUUGCCCAUACCUCGGUGCCAAAAGAGUGCGUGAAUACAUUUGCCCUUGUAACAGCAACCCUGCAAUGAAUGCUCGUGUUGGUACUCCAGCCCCCCACCUAGGCAACCUCCACACAACAAAGAAAGAUCAGAUCUGAAACACGAGUCUGAAGAAAGGUCCUGACCCGAAACGUCACCCAUCCUUUUUCUCCCUCUCCAGAGAUGCUGCCUACCUGAGUUACUCCAGCACCAUGUUUAUCCUUGGUAUAAACCUUCAGUUCCUUCCUACACAUAGAGGAGGCCCUUCGGCCCACAAUGUCCGUGCCUUACAUGGUACCUUUAUUGACAAUGCGAAGAAAUUAGCAAUUGCAUUUCCCAAAAUUUGACGUCAAAUUGUGUCAAAUGAAAGUUGAUUUGAGGCCAAAUUGCAUCCCCUGCAAAUGCCUUAAAUCCUCCGAGUGUUUGGAGUUGCAUGAUGCAGAGGCACAGGAUAUUUGGAGUGAGAGGCUCGGUGUUAGCGGUGAGCUGGGCUGAGGUAUAACUCGAGGUAGAGUGAACCUCGCGUGGGGAGGAGAGGGGAGUAAUCGAAUCUGACUUUCACCCAGGUUGCUCUCCAGCUAUUCCCUGUAGAAUGCAAGUAACUAGUUGAUCCAUCAAGAACGUGCAGUCAAACAGGUCUGCUGUCUUGUGGAGGACGGGUGAUCCGAGCUGCCCUGUGCGUCACAGAAACGAUUGUGUUUGCACACAACCAACCGAAGUGUAACAUUGCGUUUGGAAUGGGAAAUCUCCUCGUCCUGUUGGGCAAAUGUCUUUGUCUGAAUCACUGUAAAACACUACUGCAUGCUCUUGCUCGCAUUUUAUUUUUGUUCUGCAAGACUACUUCAAAAAAUCUGUCUCAAUGUGGGUAGAAUAUUCCAGUGGUUUCUGAGUUCUUUAGUUCUAAGAUGCAGCAUGGAAUCAGCCCCUUUAGCCGUUUCAUGAAAAUUAAAAAAUGAACGCGUUAAAAAUUAAGCAUUUUUAAAAUCUACACAAAAAUAAUGGUGGCACAGUGGUGCAACUGCUGCCUCACAGCACCAGACACCUGGUUCAGUCCUGACCUUGGGUGCUCUCUGUGUGGAGUUUGCACGUUCUCCCUGCGAUUGUUGGGGGUAUCCUCUGGUUGUUCAGAUUUCCACCCACACUCCAAAGAUGUGUGGGUUUGUAGGUAAAUUGCACCCAGUGUGCAGGGAGUGGGUGAGAAAGUGGGCUAACGUCGAACUAGUGAAAUGGUCAAUGUGGAUUCAAGGGCCCUGUUUCCAUGUUGCAUCACUAAACUAAAACAUUUUCAUACUGAGUUUCUAUGACAGAAGGUUCUAAAUUUUGUCAGAAGUUGUUGUCGAAAGUAAUUUCCUAACUUUGAUCUUUGCUGGUGUCUGAGGGGAAAUAAUGAUGUUGAUGCUCAUAGCCUUCGAUACCACAGUCCACGGGACUCAGUUUCUGUACAUCCAGUAACUAAGUCUCUGCUGCUGCUGUGACCGUCUCUAUGCUGCUUCUGUUCUCUAAGGGCUUGGCCGCCUAACUUAAUUAAUAACAACGGUUUUUUAACUUACAUUUUUUUUGUAGUAAAUUAUGGAAUUGCAAAUUAAUUGAAGAGCAUAAGAAUCAAUAUUCCAAAAAUUUGGAAAUGUGUUUGUAACUUUUGAAAGGCAUUGGUCUGCAAUACCGUCACAUGCAAAACUCUGCUUGUUGCUCUGCCGUUCAAUAUAUGAUAGCGUGCGGGAACCAGGGAGCUGCCAGUUUUAUUCUGAUCUACGGGGACAACCUGGAGUUGGGCACACAGGCUUCAGAGUCUGAGGCGUGCAUGGUGGAUCCAUGUGUGGGUCGGUGGUGAAGGCAAACCAUUCAACAUGAUAAAUUUCCAAAGGUUGACCACACUCUGUAAUCACCUCCACUGCCCAGGCCAGUCAUCACCAGCACCUUGUCAAGGGGCAGACAGCAUCAGUGGAAGGAAUGGAUACACCUGAUCUGGCAUCCUUUUGUCUCCUUUCCACCUCCAACCGUUCUCACUUACCCUACCCAUCUGCCAAUCACCCCCCUCACAUGUAUCCAUCUAUCACUUGCCAGGCUUUGUCCACCCCCACCUCAUUGGGUUGACUGGAAUCAUGCAUAGUCUUUCUGCUGACUGAUUAGCACGCAACAAGAGAUUUUCACUCUACCUCGGUACACGUGACAAACUAAACUCAAACUUUUUCAGUCCCAUCCCAAAACGUCAUCUGUCUAUUCCUUCCACAGAUACUGAUUAACCCGCAGAGUUCCUCCAGCACUUUGUGUUUUGCUCAAGGCCCCAGCAUCUACAGUUCCUUGUGUCUCCACCUCUUGUCAAGGGAAUUAGGGAUUAAAUACUAACAGGCGUGAAAUUUACUCUAAGAUGUCGAAAACUACCAAGUGAAUUAUGUGUUAUCUGGGAUCAAGAUGCUGUUUCUAAAUAUUAGCUAAGAUAGUUUUGGUUCAUGGUGUAUACUGUGUUUAGUGCAGGCUACAUAGAGGAAUUAUGGGUUUACAGUCCAGUAAAUGUUGAUCUUCAUGUAUAACUGAAUUAUAAAACGUGCAGUUUCUCAGGUUGUGAUAUUUAUAAACUGGCUGGGAGAAAUGAUUUAGUUCAGCAAUCGCCAAAUCUUGUAUUUACUUUGUACCUUUCCAUUAAACUAAAAAUCAAACGUG